Molecule: messenger RNA, 3235 nt
Organism: Xiphophorus maculatus (southern platyfish)
Lineage: Eukaryota; Metazoa; Chordata; Actinopteri; Cyprinodontiformes; Poeciliidae
Gene: ubqln4
Product: ubiquilin 4
Exons: 11
Coding region: 50-1807 (585 amino acids)
Biological process (GO): ubiquitin-dependent protein catabolic process
Cellular component (GO): cytosol
Molecular function (GO): polyubiquitin modification-dependent protein binding
Source: RefSeq, a predicted model, not a curated record
GAACCGGAAGUGAAAGUUAGAUCCGAGCUGUUCCAUCGGCGGAGUAAAGAUGGCUGAGCAAGGCGCCGCAGAUCUUGGUAACAACAAUAAUAAUAAACCCGAAGCCUCCGAGGGGACGAUUAUCAAGGUCACAGUGAAAACACCCAAGGACAAGGAAGAGAUCGCCAUCGCAGAGGACGCUUCUGUCACUCAGUUUAAAGAGGAGAUCUCGAAGCGGUUCAAAGCCAAACAAGACCAGUUGGUUUUGAUUUUUGCAGGGAAGAUCUUGAAGGACGGUGACAGUCUCAGCCAGCAUGGCAUCAAAGAUGGCCUGACAGUUCACCUGGUCAUUAAAACAGCGCACAAGGCAGCAGAUGGCGGUAGCACCUCAGCCUCUAGUUCAACCUCCAACCAGGGAGGCAAUAGCACCACCUCUAGUCCAGCUGCCAACCCUGCCCCCACAACAGUCCCCACCGGGUCUGGCCACACACCCACACAGACGCCCAACAUAAUGAGUGGCUUCGGAGACCUGGCCAGUCUAGCUGGUCUGGGCAUGGGCUCUGCUAACUUCAUGGAGCUGCAGCAGCAGAUGCAGCGGCAGCUCAUGUCCAACCCGGAGAUGCUCUCCCAGAUCAUGGAGAACCCGUUGGUGCAGAACAUGAUGUCCAACCCCGACUUGAUGAGGCAGAUGAUCAUGGCCAACCCACAGAUGCAGCAGCUGAUGGAACGCAACCCUGAGAUUUCCCACAUGCUCAAUAACCCUGAACUCAUGAGACAGACCAUGGAGCUCGCCAGGAACCCAGCCAUGAUGCAGGAAAUGAUGCGAAACCAGGACCGCGCCCUGAGCAACCUGGAGAGCAUUCCAGGAGGUUACAAUGCCUUGAGGAGGAUGUACACAGACAUCCAGGAGCCCAUGUUCAGCGCAGCCAGAGAGCAGGUCUCUUUUGGAAACAACCCGUUCUCAGCUCUUGGUGGAAACUCUGACUCUGGCGCUCAGCCGUCGCGGACAGAGAACCGAGAGCCUCUGCCCAACCCAUGGGGGCCUCCGAAUUCUUCAAACCCCUCUGAGAGCGGAGGGGGAACCACAGGAAGCACUAGCACUUCGGGAGCCACCAACCCAAGUGUGUCCAACCCUCUUGGCGUCAAUCCUGGGAGUCUGGGAAAUGGCAUGUUCAACAGCCCCGGCAUGCAGAGUCUACUCCAACAGAUCUCCGAAAACCCUCAGCUGAUGCAGAACAUGCUGUCUGCGCCGUACAUGCGCAGCAUGAUGCAGUCACUGGCUCAAAACCCAGAGUUAGCCUCACAGGUAAUGAUGAAUAAUCCAUUAUUUGCUGGAAACCCACAGCUGCAGGAGCAGUUCAGAUCUCAGCUGCCCAUUUUUCUUCAGCAGAUGCAGAACCCUGAGGCGCUGUCAGUCAUGACCAAUCCCCGGGCCAUGCAAGCUCUAAUGCAGAUCCAGCAGGGCCUCCAGACGCUGCAGACAGAAGCCCCAGGCCUUAUGCCCAGUUUGAUGACAAGUGGAAUUCCAGGCGUGCCCACAGGAGGCGCCGUUCCCGCAGAGAACCCUGCCUCGUCUCCCAGCAGUGCUGCAACAAACCCUGCUCAGCAGCAGCUGAUGCAACAGAUGCUCCAGAUGUUUGCGGGAGGAGGUGGAAGUGGAGGAGGAAACGGAACGAGCCAAACCCCAGAGGUGCGGUUCCAGACCCAGCUAGACCAGCUGAACGCCAUGGGCUUCAUCAACCGCGAGGCCAACCUGCAGGCCCUCAUUGCUACUGGAGGAGACAUCAAUGCCGCUAUCGAGAGACUGCUGGGCUCACAGCCCUCGUAAAGACAUACAGUACAUAUUGACACGCUCAUAAACACGCAUUUAACACAUAACAAACCCAAAAUCAACUUCGAACCAACAGAAAUUUAUGUGUAUUGUCCCAAACCUUACAGAAGAAACUUGGGCAAGAACUGAAAGACCCUCAUUCUGCAUCUGUUCUAAGAUCAUUCCCUAUUUUCUUUUUCCCCCUUUACUACUUUCGUUCGGCACCAUCCAGCCAGCUUCACCCACAGAGUUCUGCUGUAGGGGUUGGACUGAACCGCUCUCUCCUCAAAGCGCGUACUGAUGUGAAGAGAAAGGGACUCCCGACCAGUUAUUGUUAUUUUUUUCCAACUUAUUGUUUCUUUCACGUAAAUCUGAAGUAGCGCUCCGUAGGCAAACAUUCACGUGAUCCAAAUGCCACCCGUGCGACGUGAACGGCAGUCGGCUCUGUAUCAUGCCUGGUUCCUGUCAGGCAGGUUGGUGGUUUCUAUAAGCUGUGAUCCUGAAAGCCAGCAGGGGAACAGACGCUCACAGAAGUUCCAACCGCCUUCCCUCCAUCCUUGUCCUCAACAUUUUCCACACAGCUGGUUUUUGCCCAACAGCUUUCACUAUUUAUUGCAAGCGCCUUCCACACUCUCACCCUUCCAAAAGUUAUAAUUCGUCACUACGGAUCAAAGUGCCCACAUGUAAUCGCAGUGUCUUUUAGGAAUUGUUUUUCCUCCUUCUGAGUCGCCGUUGCUUGUCCUGCUGUCCAACUCUGACCAGUGGGACCAUGGGUAGUAAAGAGCAGCCUCAGAUGGGAGACAUGACGUCCCACCUUUGCUGAAAUUCUCAUUCAAGACUGUAACCAUAAUCGUUUCUCUCACUCAGCAGCUUCCCUGAAGCACAGGCUGUUGCUGUUAUGAAUAUUAAUUUUACAAACCAUCUUUAAUUUCAUUUAAAUCGGAUCGUUCAUCGUCUUAUCUCUUCCUGUUUGAGGUGCAGUUAGUACCUAGAUAUGAAGCUGAUUUAUUUUCCAUUAAUUACAUGUGGAAAUCAACUGAGUCAAAGUAUGACAUAAUGGAAAGGGUGUAAAAAAACAAAAAAAAACAGUGAUGGCAUCAUACUUUGCUCCAAUCAUAAAGUCUAGGUUGUAUUAUUAUUAUUAUUAUUAUUAUUUUUUUUAAAUUCUCAGCAUUUGUAGAUGUGAUGAACUUGGCAACUGCUUCAGUAGCUCUGCUCUGUCUGUUGACCUCAGCUGAAUUAAAAUAAAGAAAUCCAUCUCCCAGUUGAAAAUGUCGGAACUAACUUUUAACAGUACUGUACUAAAAAAGAAGUAAUAAAUCAUGGUCAAAAACCAUUAUUCCCUGUCUCAUUUUGAUUAGUGUGGUGAUGGGCCAGGAAUUUUAAAGGUCCCACAAUGUUCUGUUUUGUUUUAAUGGGAAGUGUGAAAUAAAAGAUUACAUUUGC